Podarcis muralis (Common wall lizard) is the source of this 4945-nucleotide messenger RNA. RefSeq names its product enhancer of mRNA decapping 4 (gene EDC4). Lineage: Eukaryota; Metazoa; Chordata; Lepidosauria; Squamata; Lacertidae. Gene Ontology annotation, biological process: deadenylation-independent decapping of nuclear-transcribed mRNA. Gene Ontology annotation, molecular function: protein binding. The record is from RefSeq and is a predicted model, not a curated record. Gene Ontology annotation, cellular component: P-body.
CGGAAGUGGGGGCGGAGAAGCGGGGUUUGGCCUGCCCGGGCGGUGGAAGCCGCGGUAGCUGUGGUACUGCUGGCGGACUUGGCGGGGCCCAAUGGCCUCCGCGAGCAUCGAUAUCGAGGACGCGACUCAGCAUCUCCGAGACAUCCUCAAGCUGGAUCGGCCGAGCGGUUCAGUCAACGAAAACCAGAGAUCAUCCACUUCAUACAAUGGAGACCUGAAUGGUUUGCUGGUGCCAGAUCCCAUAGCAUCUGGAGAUGGAGCUUCCCUGACGAAGCCAGUACCCCAAGCAGUUCCUCUGGGAGCACUUCAGGAGAAGCAAGUCAUCUGCCUCUCUGGAGAUGAUAGCUCUACCUGUAUGGUGAUAACUGCUAAAGAUGUUGAGAUAGUAGCCAGCAGCGACUCUAGCAUCACCAGUAAAGCUAGAGGGAGCAACAAGGUAAAAAUCCAGCCAGUGGCCAGGUAUGACUGGGAGCAGAAAUAUUACUAUGGUAACCUGAUUGCUGUGUCAAAUGCCUACCUGGCAUAUGCCAUUAGAGGUGCCAGCAAUGGCUCUGCAAUGGUUCGGGUCCUGAGCGUUAGCACGGCAGAGCGAACCCUGCUGAAGGGCUUCACAGGUGGAGUGGCAGACCUGGCUUUUGCUCACCUCAACUCCAACCAGCUCGCUUGCCUGGAUGAAGCUGGCAACCUCUUUGUCUGGCGCCUGGCCAUGGAGAAUGGAAAAAUCCAAGAGGAGAUCCUGGUAAACAUCAAGCGACCUGAUGGGACUCCUCUGAACAGCUCCCGGAGGAUCAUAUGGUGUCCCUUCAUCCCAGAUGAGAACGAGGAGAGCUGUGAGGAAGGCAGUCAGACCCUGGCACUCUUACAUGAGGAUAGGGCAGAGGUUUGGGACCUUGAUAUAAUCCGAGCCAAUCAUAAUUCAUGGCCAGUGGAAGUGACCAGCAUCAAAGAGGGCUUUAUUGUGGUAAAAGGUCACAGCACGCGUCUGAGUGAGGGAGCCCUUUCUCCAGAUGGAACUGUCUUGGCCACCGCAAGCCAUGAUGGCUUUGUCAAAUUCUGGCAGAUUUACAUAGAAGGGCAGGAUGAACCAAGGUGCCUGCAUGAAUGGAAGCCUCAUGAUGGUAGACCUCUCUCCUGCUUGCUGUUCUGUGACAACCAUAAAAAACAAGAUCCAGAAGUUCCCUUCUGGAGGUUUCUCAUCACAGGAGCAGAACAGAAUCGAGAGCUGAAGAUGUGGUGCACUGUAUCAUGGACCUGCCUACAGACUGUCCGAUUUUCUCCGGAUAUAUUCAGCUCCAUGAGUGUCCUUCCUAGUUUGAAGGCCUGCCUGGAUCUCUCAGCUGAAUACCUGAUUUUGAGUGAUGUGCAGAGAAAGGUCUUGUAUGUGAUGGAACUUGUGCAGAACCAGGAGGAGGGCAAAGCUUAUUUCAGCUCCAUCUCAGAGUUUCUGCUGACCCAUCCAGUCCUGAGUUUUGGCAUCCAGGUGGUCAGCCGCUGCCGGCUGAGACAUACAGAGGUCCUGCCAGCGGAAGAGGAGACUGAUGGCCUUAGUGCAGAAGGCACUCAAGGUACUGGAGCGGUAGAAUCAGCAGCGGGGGUGCUUAUCAAACUCUUUUGUGUCCACACCAAGGCCCUUCAGGAUGUGCAGAUCAGAUUCCAGCCUCUCCAUAGUCCAGACACAGCUGCUCCAAUUCCUCCCCAUGGCUCCCAUGAGGAUUUUGCAUUCCCAGAUCACCUUGCUGACCUGGGCGCAGAAGGGCUUGGAUCAGAGAAGGGAUCCGUGCAUGGCUCACAGCCUGACUUGCGCCGCAUUUCAGAGCUAUCUGUUCCCGUGGAUUUCCUCUCCCCUUCCAAUGACACAAAACCCAAGCUCAUGACUCCAGAUGCAUUCAUGACUCCCAGCACAUCUCUGCAGCAGGUCACGGUGUCACCUGGAAGCAGCAUUAGUUCCCUCACAGCUGUCACAACCAUGAGCACUUCUUCCAUCAGUGACCCCUCCAUUCCCAGGCCAGCUGAAGAAGUGUCUCUGAGCCCAAAGAUGCAGCUGGAUAGUAGCCUUACCCUAAGCGGCAGCAGUGGAAGUCUGCAGACAAGCCCUCGAAGUCAUUCGGUCCUCCUCCCUGGCCUUCCUGACAAACUGACCCCAAAGGCCCCCAUCCCGGUUUCCCCAGGGAAUGCACCUCUUGUGCUAGAGCGGCAGGAAGUGGAGCCUCUGGUGGUGCCCCAGUCUUCGCCUACUCGUGAGCGCUCCCCAGACGUCAUUUCCUCUGCCUCUACCGCCAUGUCUCAGGACAUCCCAGAGAUUGCCUCUGAGACCCUGCAGCGCAGCUUUGGAGGCGGCCCCCCUGGGCUCCCCGCAGAGAUGCUGGAUUCCAACCAUCACGCGGACAGUAUGGCUUCCGCAGCAUCAGCCUUGCACUUGCUCUCCCCGCGGAAUCGUCACAGCUCGGAGCACAGCCAUCACUCCUUGGACAUGGCCCCCAAUGAAGUGGACAUGCUGACUGCGCCUUCGCUGCUGGAGGCAGCCUUACCUCAGGAAAACGUGGCUUCUGACGCUGGCGUGAGCCAACCGUGGCCAGCUGCCCCUGACAUCACCAGGGAGACCAGGAACAGCAUGGCGGACAGCCCCAGGAAUGAAGUGGAAGAAAAACACAAGAGCUCCUACCACAGGCACAGCUACCACCUCCUGCAGCAUGACAGCCAGGAUGCCAGCGCUGAACAAAGUGACCAUGAUGAUGAAGUUGCAAGCUUGGCUUCUACGUCUGGUGGAUUUAGUGCCAAAGCAGCUGCACAGCGCCUGCCUGUGAAGGACUGGAAAGCCAAAGUGUCGCCUCGAGCAUCUCCAAAGCUAAAGAGGAAGGGGAAGAAAGAUGAUGGGGAUGUGCAACAGUCCCCAAGAGCCUUUGAUCAGCAGGUCGCUCCUGAGUACCAGGAUGAGCUGUUGUCUCUUCUGAGGACCCAGCAGAGGGAGAUUGUUGAACUGAGACAGAACCAGAUGGAACUCAUGCAGAGGCUCACCGACCACCUGGAUGCUGUGCAGAGCUCCCUCAUGGGCCACAUUGAGCGAGUGGUGGAUUCCCAGCAAGAGCAGGAGCAGCGGAGGCUGGACCAGGCCUUAGCUGAGGGACAGCAGCGCAGUGGGCAACUGCAGGAGCAUCUGUCCCAGCAGCUUUCCCAGUCCCUCUCCACGGCUGCCUGCAACCGGCUGGAAAGGACCAUCCGCGAGGAGAUGAAAAAGACGGUGCCCCCGUGCGUUUCCAAGACUUUGGAUCCCAUCACUGGGCAGCUGAAUAACACCAUUGCCACCAAGCUUACAGCCAUUGAGGGGACACUGAAGGAGAACGUCACCAAACUGGUGAAAUCAAAGAACCUUACAGAUGCCAUUGCCCGGGCGGCUGCCGAUGCCUUGCAGGGCCCCAUGCAGUCGGCAUACAGGGAGGCGUUCCAGAGUGUGGUGCUUCCUGCUUUUGAGAAGAGCUGUCAAUCAAUGUUCCAGCAGAUCAAUGACACCUUCAAGCAAGGCACACAAGAAUAUAUUCAGCAGCUGGAGACCCACAUGAAGAGUAAGAAAGCGCGAGAGCAGGAUGCCCGGGACUCUGUGGUGAGCCAGCUCCGGCAGCUGGUCAACAACUUCCAGAGCACAACUGAUCAGCUGGCAGCCACCAUUACGGCCAGCAUGCACUCCGAGGUGCAGCAUCAGCUUCACGUCAUCGUGGGCAACAUGCAGGAGUCCAUCCUGGCCCAAGUCCAGCGGGUGAUCAAAGGGGAGGUGAGCAUGGCCAUGAAGGAGCAGCAGGCUGCUGUCACCUCCAGCAUCAUGCAGGCCAUGCGCUCUGCUGCAGGCACUCCAAUCCCUGCCACUCACCUCGACUUCCAGUCCCAGCAGGCUCACGUGUUACAGCUGUUGCAGCAGGGGCACCUGAAUCAAGCCUUCCAGCAGGCUCUCACUGCAGCAGAUUUGAACCUAGUCCUCUACGUCUGUGAGACAGUUGACCCUCAGCAAGUGUUUGGGCAGCAUCCUUGCCCCCUGUCCCAGCCUGUCCUCUUGUCUCUCAUUCAGCAGCUCUCCUCAGAUUUGGGAGCUCGGACAGAACUGAAACUGAAUUACCUGGAGGAGGCAGUGAUGCAUCUAGACCACAGCGACCCCAUCACCCGCGACCACAUGGGCUCUGUGAUGAACCAAGUGCGGCAGAAGCUCUUCCAGUUCCUGCAGGCAGAGCCUCACAACACCCUGAGCAAGCCGGCCCGCCGACUCAUGAUCAUGCUUCAAGGCCUGGUCACACCCAGCAUGUCCUAACAAGGCUCCAGCAGCCUCUCCACAAGGGCGUCCAUCAUUGCUAACCAAAUGUGGCUUUUUCUUUUCUUUUUCUAAUGCUCUUGCUGGGAAAAUACGUCCGCGCUACAGAUGUGUGGGAUGGAUAGAAGGGUCUGAGCCCCAGCUGUGUUAGCCCCGUAUAAUCCAGUUCUUUUCUGUGUGAGCAGACCAUGGCCCUACCCACCACCUGCCUCUCUUUGUACUGUACAAGUUAGAUGCGCAGACACUAAUCCCAUCUUCCUCCUAUUUUCUAGCUUGGAGCCCCUCCCCAAGAAUUUGAGGGGUUUGGCAGAGCUUGGCAAGCCUUGCCCUUUUGUUUCAGGAGUACCCUGCCAAGGUAGUCGGAGGUCAAAGGUGCCAGCGGGUUGUGAGUCACAGCAGCCAUAGUGAAGUAUUGCCUCCACCUGCGCGGCUUGUGGGUGAGGGAUGAAAAGUUCAUGAAGCCCACCCGUCCUGGGAAGCAGCGUUGGUUCUUUGUGUGGUGGAGCAUGUUCAUGAGUUAGACAACUCCUUUCAUCAUUAUUAUUAUUUUGCUUUUACACCACUUUUUUCCUUUUUAUCUAGACUCUUAAUCUUUCAUUUUUGAAUAAUGUUUAACAAGUUCAAUAAAUGACUUUUUUGGAGGAAAAAAAA